AUGGAGCUGGCGGCUCGCCGCGGCGCGCGCGCGGCCGCGAGCGACCUGACGGCGCACGCCGCCGAGGUGCUUGAGGCGCUCGGGGUGGACGCCAACGCCGUCCGGCACGUGCCAGCCGAGGCGUUCACGGGCGAUGGCCCCGCAGCUGCGGAGGUGGCGGUGGGCGGUGGAGCCGCGAUGAGCUCCACCGAGGACCCUGCAGUAAGCCGCUUCCGAGGGCGAUCAUGGGUCGAGCUCUCCGAGGAGGACGCGGCAGAGCCAGGCCGUGCUGGUUCCACGUUCGGAAGACCUGCACGAAGGGCCCCGAUUGCGAGUUCUGCCACCUGGAGCACAAACGUACUGGCAAGCGGGGGCGGCAACGAGUCCAACGGACGUCCGCAGGCGGAGGAGAGCCGGGAUAUCGAGAUGGAGAAGCGGCAGGCCCUGCAGAGGGAGGUGCAGCAUCUCCAGGCUCUCGUGAAGGCGGAGUGCGACGCGAAGUUGCGGGCGCGGUUGGUUCCGCGGUGA
Prorocentrum cordatum is the source of this 507-nucleotide messenger RNA. The record is from the annotation of a GenBank genome assembly. NCBI's taxonomy places the organism in Eukaryota, Dinophyceae, Prorocentrales, Prorocentraceae.